Molecule: messenger RNA, 1545 nt
Organism: Poecilia latipinna (sailfin molly)
Lineage: Eukaryota; Metazoa; Chordata; Actinopteri; Cyprinodontiformes; Poeciliidae
Gene: rtf2
Product: replication termination factor 2
Exons: 10
Coding region: 102-1019 (305 amino acids)
Biological process (GO): mitotic DNA replication termination
Cellular component (GO): nucleus
Source: RefSeq, a predicted model, not a curated record
UCUCCUUGUUUGUUUACAACCCGAGAACUUCCUGUUAGCUUUACUUCAGCUUUGUCCGUGUUUGCUAACAGCUUCAUUUUAGCUAAACGUCAGUUUUCAAGAUGGGAUGUGAUGGUGGGACGAUUCCAAAAAGACAUGAGUUGGUGAAAGGACCAAAAAAAGUUGAAAAGGUUGACAAGAAUGCUGAACUCGCUGCCAAGUGGAAGUACUGCGCCUUGAGCCAAGAGAAACUGAGGCGACCCAUCGUUUCAUGUGAGCUGGGCAGACUUUAUAACAAAGAUGCUAUCAUUGAAUACCUCCUGGAUAAAUCUGCUGAAAGACCAAACGCUGAGGCUGUUACGCACAUCCGUGGGAUUAAGGAUAUAAAGGAGCUCAACUUGACUGAUAACCCUGCAUGGGAGGGAGAGAGGAGAAAUACAAAAGGAGACAGAUAUGAGGACAUCCACUGUGGCAUGUUCAUCUGUCCUGUUGUUGGCCUAGAGAUGAAUGGAAAGCACAGGUUCUGCUACUUGCAGACCUGUGGUUGUGUGUUUUCAGACAGGGCCCUUAAGGAGGUAAAGACUGAGAUCUGCCAUAAGUGUGGGGAUCCUUUUAAAGAUGAAGACAUAGUUGUGCUUAAUGGCACAAAAGAGGAGGUCCAGAAGCUGAAGGAGAAGAUGGAGGAGAAACGAGUUAAAGCAAAAACCAAGAAAUCAAAGAAGAGCAAGGCAGUUGAAACUGUCUCUGCACCACCAGAAUCCAAAGAAGAGGAUGCCCAGUCUCCACCAGUAGAUGUAGCUGGGAGGAAAUCCCAACAAAAUGGAGACGAGAGCAGCCAAUCAGCUGUGGCUGGACCUUCUGGUACCUCCAGCUCCACAAAAGGCUCCAAAUCUUUGGCAGCUUCUGCCACCAAGAGAUCUAUCCAAGACAUGGAGGAAAAGUCUGAGGCUUUCAAGUCCCUCUUCACCACCCACAGCUCUGCUAAACGCUCUAAAGACCAGACGUCCAACUGGGUCACUCACACACCUUAUCACUUUUAACAGCUAUUUCUCAGUGCAGAAAACAUGUUCUUUUGUUGUUUCUUUUCUUUUCUUUUCUUUUUGUUUAAUUCAUUAAUUCAAGUCCCUCAUUAUGUAAACACCACACAUGCAUCAUUCAGCUGACCUUUAAUAAAGUCACCAGUAUGCAAAUUCAUUCCCCGUUUACCUGUUCAGCUCCCAGUAGCUUCUUGUUUACAUGUUGUGAACAUUUUGCGAAUCCCUCCCUAUACACUUUGACGUUGUUUUGUAACCUGAUGUCCUAAUACAAUUCCCUCAUGUAUUCCUCCACACCUCUGUAUUUUCAGGUUGCUAAUUUGUCUCUGUCACCUCUUACCUCCUUUGUUUGUGCUCUGUUCUACUGUGCCCUUAUAUCUAGAGUUUCUCUCUUUAAAUCCAUAUCUAUAUAGUUAAAGAUUUAAAAUCCUGAUAGAAAACAAUGUUGCGUUGUCUAUCAAGUUCACUCUGACCGGAAAAUAGUCUUUCGUGUGACUUUGGAAAGUAGCUCAUGCUGCCUUAUGCUUUACUG